Acanthocheilonema viteae is the source of this 1356-nucleotide messenger RNA. NCBI's taxonomy places the organism in Eukaryota, Metazoa, Nematoda, Chromadorea, Rhabditida, Onchocercidae. The record is from the annotation of a GenBank genome assembly.
AUGGUACGCACUAUUGUCGAACAUGCUUACGGACGUCUGCAGCGGGAACGUUUGAUAUGGCUUCUAAACAACCCCAAUCCUGAAAACUUCCAUCAUUUUGGGAUGGUGACAGCUCCACCCCAAGGAUUAUUCCUAGAAGAUGUUGUGUACGAUGAACGAAUGUUUAUUAAUCCUAUACCGUAUCAUUACCAUUGCUGGGAUGAUGAAAUGGAUGAAAUGCUUUAUGAUGAAGCGUAUGGGUAUGGGUAUGGGUAUGCGUAUGUAUAUCAUCCAAAACGUCAAGUGCAGCGAAGACCUACUGCGAUCUCUGCUGCUCAACGAUCACUAUCCGGGGGUAGCAGACCAUUACAGAUUGCCUCAGAAUACGGUAAGAUGGAAAAAGUUGCGCGUGCAUGGCGCGUUGCGUAUGGUUUUGGUUAUGUUGUAGGGUGUAGAGGUGUGGGUGCGAAUCUUAUGGAUACUCAGGAUAGCCAUCAGGAAGAACAAACUCAGAAUUCAGAAACUGUUAAUGGUGGUACUGUUAGCGAAGGAGGUUUGAAAGAUCUGGGCAAGGGUAACGAAGACAAGAAAAUAUUCGUUGGUGGAAUAGCCUACGACGUUACAAAUGAAGACCUAUCUCAAUAUUUCUCGCAGUAUGGUGAAGUAGCACAGGCUCAGGUGAAGUAUGAUCGAAAUACGGGUCGUUCUCGCGGCUUUGCAUUUGUAGAAUUCGCAACCGGUGAGGCGUGUAGAGCUGCACUCAACGCAAGAGAACAGUCGCUCAAAGGGAAAACCGUUGAAGUUAAGCCAGCAAAAUCUCGAGAAAACAAAAAAGUGUUUGUUGGUGGUCUGCCUGCCGACCAUCCAGAAGAAGAAUUGCGCGCCCACUUCGAACAAUAUGGGAAAGUAGAGGAUAUUGAAUGGCCUUUCGAUAAACAGACAAAAGCUCGGAGAAAUUUCGCAUUUAUUGUGUUUGAAGAAGAAGAAGCAGCUGAGCGAGCAUCGGCUACGCCAAAACAAAUGUUUGGGUCACGCGAGUGCGACGUCAAGAAGGCCGUUCCUCAAGGUAAGCGUUUCCCAGGUGGUCGUGGUGGUGCGGCAAUGCGGGCUGGAUAUGGAGCUGGUCGGGCGGGUGUCAUGAAUGGUUGGUUCGGGCAAGCCGGAUGGGGUCAGAUGGGAGCGUUCGGUGCAUAUGGCGGAGGUACUGGAACUGCAGGGGGCUGGGGUGACUGGUAUGGUAAUGCUGCUGCUGCUGGAUAUUAUCAACAAGGACAGGCUGGUGGCUACUAUGGUGCCGGCGGUUAUGAUGCUUAUUCCCAGGGAAUGACCCAACGUGGGGCAAGUCAGCAGCGCUAUCCACAACAACAGCAAUACUGA